Messenger RNA from Arabidopsis arenosa, 1924 nucleotides. Lineage: Eukaryota; Viridiplantae; Streptophyta; Magnoliopsida; Brassicales; Brassicaceae. The record is from the annotation of a GenBank genome assembly.
UUAGCAUUGGAUUUAUCUGUUUGUUUUCUUGUAUUAGAGAACAGAGUUAACUGUGGAAAGAGACAAUGGGAAUCAUAGAAGAAGGAACAAUCUCAGGUACCUUGCCUAGCAAGGAGGCGUUUGUUGUACACUUCCCUGGUUACCCAUCUUCUAUUUCCCGAGCUAUUGAAACACUUGGAGGUAUCCAAGGAAUUUCACAAGCAAGGGAAUCAAUUUCAAAUAAGCUUGAGCUGCGUUUCCGGCCUGAAGAUCCUUAUGCACAUCCUGCAUUGGGUGAACAACGUCCUUGCUGUGGUUUUUUGUUAAGAAUUUCUAAGCAGGAUAUCAAGAAACCAGAAAGUCAGCCUGUUCUUGACACUAGUAGUGAUGUAUGUUUAGAGGGAGCUAGUCCAGCUCUAUGUGCAGAUAUCGUAGCUCGUGUGUCUGAAUCGUUUCACUUUGAUGGCAUGGCUGAUUAUCAGCAUGUUAUUCCAAUUCACGCGGACAUUGCGCAGCAGAAAAAGAGAAAGUGGAUGGAUGUUGAUUCCCUUACAGGAAACAGUGAUUUGAUGGGCCUUGCUGAUGAAGAUGUGAUGAUGUUAUUGCCACAGUUCUUUGCACCCAAAGAUAUACCAGACAAUGUGGCGUUGAAACCUCCGGCAGCAUCUGGUCCUAAAAAGAAAGAUGAUGCGGCAACUCAGAACUUUUAUGAGAUCCCAAAGAAACUGAAGUGGGAAGACUUUGUUUCUCGCAGCUCCAACCACUGGCAAUGGCAGGUAUCAGUGUCUGCAUUGUUUGAGGAGCGGCCUAUAUGGACAAGGGAUUCUGUGGUUCAACGACUACUUGAUAAAGGUCUUAAAUGUACACAUCAUAUGUUAAACAGGUUUCUGCUCAGGGCUGCGUAUUAUUUCUCCAGUGGUCCGUUUCUUAGGUUCUGGAUUAAAAGAGGCUAUGAUCCACGGAAUGAUCCUGAGUCUCGUGUAUAUCAGAGAAUGGAAUUUAGGGUUCCUCCUGAAUUACGGAGUUAUUGUGAUGCCAAUGCAACUAACAGCUCAAAGCCAAGCUGGAACGACAUUUGUGCUUUUAAGUUAUUUCCUUUCAAAUGCCAAACGUUUCUGCAGUUGUUUGAACUUGACGACGAGUACAUCCAGCGAGAGAUAAGAAAGCCUCCCAAGCAAACUACUUGUAGCCAUAAAUCAGGAUGGUUUUCUGAAGCUCUGCUUGAUACUUUGAGACUCCGUGUAGCUGUGAGGUUUGUGUCUGUCUUUCCUGAGCCAGGUUUCGAAGAUGUAUUUAAAUCCAUUCAAGAAGAAUUUGAGAGGUCAGAAAAAGUACAAAGUCAGAAAGAGACACUUAAACCAUCUUUAGUGAAGCACCGGGAGGCAACUAAAAGCUCUGAAGACAUGGAAAAGUGUAAAAGUGUAAACGAAGAUGUUGAUGCUAAUGUUAACGAGGAUGGAGAUGAUGAAAAUCUGGAUGACGAAGAUGAUGAUGAAGAAGAAGAAGAAGAAGUCGAUAUGGCUGCAGGAGACAAUGAGAUAUCUCUCGGUUCCCAUGGAUAUCUUGAUACUGAGAACAGCUCCAGGACGUAUCUGCAAGGCUUGUUCGAUAGUUUUCCAACCAGUGAACCUGGUUUAUAUGGAGACUUUGCUGUUGACGAUGGGAGUGAUGGAGAGUUUCAGAUAUACGAGGAAGAAUCUGAGGGAUUGUAUUCCAUUGAUGAUGACGACGACGAUGAUGAUGACUGAUGCGUAAAGAUCAUCAUUCCACAUCACAGGUACUGUUUCUUGUUUUCAUCCAUAAUCUCGUGAUUGGUGAUUUUCACAUUACCUUUUUGUUGUUUCGUUUGUGAUGUUUCAGGUGAAGUAUAAGGCUUUUGUUCUUAUGAAUCUUGGUCCAGAAAUGACAUCACCAGGCCUGAGCUCCAUAAAUUGGUUGCAAAUUG